AUGGAAACUCGGAGCCGGAAGCGGGCGGAGGCCACGUCAGCAGCGCCCUCUUCUUCCUCCUCCGGUCCCACCACCCGUUCCUCCAAGCGCGCACGCCUACUCUCAUCCGCCGCCACGUCAUCUGCCUCCUCUGCCGCUCUCUCAUUGAUCUCCACUCGCUCCCGCUCUGCAGCCUCUGUCAAAGCUAACGACCACCCUAUGGACCCCACCACCGAGUCCUCUGGGUCCCGCCGCCGUGGCCGAAACUCGGAUAACAGAGACAAUUCCGAGAAAGGAAAGGAAAAGGAGCACGAGAUUAGGGUUAGGGAUAGGGAUAGGGAAAGAGAAAGGGAUAGGGAUAACGAGCGGAGCUUGGGGCUGAACGUCGAUGCGGGCUGCGACGAUGAUGACAACGAUAGCGAGGGCGGUGGAGUCGGAAUUCUUCACCAGAAUCUGACCUCGGCUAGCAGCGCCCUCCAGGGGCUGCUGCGGAAGCUCGGGGCGGGGCUUGACGAUCUUUUGCCGUCGUCGGCAAUGGGCUCGUCGUCGGCCUCGCACCAGAGUGGGCGGCUUAAGAAGAUUCUGUCUGGGCUGAGGGCCGACGGCGAGGAGGGGCGGCAGGUCGAGGCACUGACGCAGCUCUGUGAGAUGCUUUCCAUUGGAACCGAGGAGUCGCUGAGCACAUUUUCCGUCGAUUCGUUCGUACCUGUGCUCGUUGGGUUGCUGAAUCACGAGAGCAAUCCUGAUAUAAUGCUCCUAGCGGCGAGGGCGCUUACGCAUCUGUGCGAUGUGCUUCCUUCGUCCUGCGCCGCGGUGGUGCAUUAUGGCGCGGUUUCCUGCUUUUGCGCUAGGUUGCUUACAAUUGAAUAUAUGGACUUGGCUGAACAGUCUCUACAAGCCUUGAAGAAGAUAUCUCAGGAACACCCGACUGCCUGUUUGCGAGCUGGUGCUCUUAUGGCUGUGCUUUCGUAUCUGGAUUUCUUUUCCACAGGAGUUCAGCGAGUGGCAUUGUCUACGGCUGCAAAUAUGUGCAAGAAACUCCCUUCAGAUGCAGCUGACUUUGUGAUGGAAGCUGUUCCCCUGUUGACUAACCUUCUUCAGUAUCACGAUUCGAAGGUGUUGGAGCAUGCUUCUGUUUGUUUGACUCGAAUUGCUGAAGCAUUUGCAUCAUCUCCGGAUAAAUUAGAUGAACUUUGCAAUCACGGUCUGGUUACUCAAGCUGCCUCGCUUAUUUCCACCAGCAAUUCUGGAGGUGGACAGGCAUCUCUCAGUGCUCCUACAUACACGGGUUUAAUACGACUUCUUUCCACUUGUGCAAGUGGUUCUCCUUUGGGAUCCAAAACUUUGCUUCUCCUGGGUAUCAGUGGUAUCCUUAAAGAUAUUUUAGCGGGGUCAGGCAUAUCAACUAAUGCUUCGGUUUCACCUGCUUUAAGUAGACCAGCGGAGCAGAUUUUUGAGAUUGUCAACCUUGCAAAUGAGCUUCUCCCUCCAUUGCCGCAAGGAACCAUCUCCCUCCCAUCUAGCUCCAAUUUAUUUGUGAAAGGAUCUGUUGUUAAGAAGUCUUCUGCUGGCAGUUCUGGGAAACAGGAAGACACAAAUGGAAAUGUUCCUGAGGUUUCAGCACGUGAGAAAUUAUUAAAUGAUCAGCCUGAACUUCUUCAGCAAUUUGGAAUGGAUCUCCUUCCCGUUCUAAUACAGAUCUAUGGUUCUAGUGUGAAUGGCCCUGUUCGUCACAAAUGUCUUUCAGUGAUUGGAAAAUUGAUGUACUUCAGUACUGCAGAGAUGAUUCAGUCUUUAUUAAGUGUGACAAACAUAUCAAGUUUCUUAGCAGGUGUUUUAGCAUGGAAAGAUCCACAUGUCUUGAUUCCCGCCCUUCAAAUUGCUGAGAUUCUGAUGGAAAAGCUUCCUGGGACUUUCUCCAAGAUGUUUGUUAGAGAAGGUGUGGUACAUGCUGUGGACCAACUUAUUUUAGCUGGUAAUCCAAAUCCUGCAGGGUCAUCUUCUGCUGAGAAGGAAAAUGAGUCUGGCCCUGGAACAUCAUCACGCUCUAGGCGUUAUAGAAGACGGAGUGGAAGCACGAAUCUAGAUGGAGGUGCUUCAGAAGAAUCUAAGAAUCCUGGUUCAGUAAAUAUUGGAUCGCCUCCAAGUUCGGUGGAAAUUCCUUCUGUCAAUUCCAAUCUUCGUAUGGCAGUCAGUUCAUGUGCUAAAGCUUUUAAAGACAAGUACUUCCCUUCAGAGCCUGGUUCUGUUGAAGUUGGAGUUACAGAUGAUCUUCUACAUUUAAAGAAUCUUUGCAUGAAAUUGAAUGCCGGUAGGACUAAUGAAGAAAUUGUUCAAGAUGCAUUCGAGUCAUUUGAAAUUGACGACGAUGUUGUUGAAGUAAAUUCACUAGGAGAUGACUCUGUUUCUAUGGGGAAUAAGAAAAGGAAAAGAAGCGUAGGAAGACCUCAGAUGUUUGACAAUAUUAUGACAUCGUUCCUAAUGCUGAUCCAAAUGACCCGGAGGUAUGGGCAAAAUGCAAGACUGCAAGAUGGAUUGAAAGAGAUCAGUGAUACUAUCCAAAAGGUUCGAGAUAGCGUCAAAUGGAAUUCUACAUAUCUGAUGCUUGAGAGUGCAGUUUACUAUAGGCGUGCUUUUAGUUAUUUGGAAAUGACUGAUAAAAACUAUAAGCAUUGUCCUACUGCAGUUGAGUGGGAAACGGUGGAUAAUAUCAAAAGUUUCUUAGCUUGCUUUUACCAAGCUACAUGUGCUUUUUCUGGUACUAAGUAUCCCACUGCCAACUUAUAUUUUUAUGUGAUUGCCAUGAUUUAUGUGAGCUUGAAGGAAGACAUUGUGAGUGGAGAUGAGCAUAAGAGUUUAAUGGCAACUCAAAUGCUCUCUAAAUUUGAGAAGUAUUGGUUGGACUUUAGUGAAGUGUUGGUUGUUGCAGUUAUUUUAGAUCCUCGUUACAAGCUUCAUCUUGUAAAUUAUUACUAUACGAAGAUCUAUGGAGUUAUGAAUUCUACAUAG
Messenger RNA from Corylus avellana, 2988 nucleotides. The record is from RefSeq and is a predicted model, not a curated record. NCBI's taxonomy places the organism in Eukaryota, Viridiplantae, Streptophyta, Magnoliopsida, Fagales, Betulaceae.